This is a messenger RNA of Macrosteles quadrilineatus (aster leafhopper), 1642 nucleotides long. Its product is annotated as serine/threonine-protein phosphatase 2A regulatory subunit B'' subunit gamma-like. The record is from RefSeq and is a predicted model, not a curated record. The coding region runs from base 152 to 1504 and encodes 450 amino acids. Gene Ontology annotation, biological process: cortical cytoskeleton organization; B cell homeostasis; T cell homeostasis. The transcript has 11 exons. Lineage: Eukaryota; Metazoa; Arthropoda; Insecta; Hemiptera; Cicadellidae. Gene Ontology annotation, cellular component: centrosome; spindle.
CAAGACUCUGUGACUGUGAUUCUGUAACUUUAACUGUGGGUUUGUUUUGUUGUUCUUGUUGUAACAAAGGUUAAAGAUUUAACUCAGCAAAUUAAUGGUGUAUUCCACGGAUAAACACGCCAGAGUUUGUUAUUUUGCAAUAUAGCCUAUAAUGAUGAGUAAUCUAAAAGAUAUUCUAAAAUUACAUUUGCAAGCAAAUAACUCAAAUUCCAGUGUCCAUAAAAGUGAAAGAAAAUCAGAAGAAGAAUAUUUUUUGGAGUUUUACAAUCAAUUGAAUCCAAAGAAAAAUGUUGUUGAUGAUCAGUCUUAUUCAGCAAUUCCAAGAUUCUAUUAUAAGGUACCUAAAGAAGAGGAGCUUUUGCCACACAAACUUCGGGAAGAUGCACGGGCAAUGUUUCUACAAAUGAGAACUCGCCAACUCCCAGACAAUAAUGAACUUAAGGCACUUUGGAUUCUUCUUGACAAACAUCAUUCUCCACCUCCAUCUAAUGAAGAGCAAAUGAUUAACUAUGAAAACUUCUGUAAAGUAGCCAAGCUUGUUGGACAGAAAUGCAGGACCUACUUCACUCCCGUAGUGUUUGCCAAGCUGCAGCAGGAUGACCCUUGUGGUAGGGUCAGCAUCACGGCAUUGUUCAACUAUGUCAUGAGGAAGGUUUGGUUGCAUCAGACAAGGAUUGGUCUCUCACUCUACGAUGAAACUGGACAUGGGUAUUUGAGAGAACCUGACCUUGAAAACUAUAUUCAAGAUCUUAUACCAACACUACCACAACUGGACGGCCUGGAUAAAUCGUUUCACAGUUUUUACACCUGUACUGCUGUCCGCAAGUUUUUCUUUUUCCUGGACCCACUCCGCACUGGCAGAGUUAGGAUUCAGGACAUUCUUGCUUGCAGCUUUCUCGACGACUUACUUGAGUUACGAGAUGAAGAAUUAACCAAAGAUGUGCAGUUAGCUAAUUGGUUUUCUGCUCCUUCAGCACUAAAAGUCUAUGGCCAGUAUCUAAAUUUGGACAAGGAUCAUAAUGGAAUGAUAAGUAAAGAAGAAUUGGCUGGAUAUGGAACUGGUACUUUAACCAAAGUAUUUUUAGAGAAAGUUUUUCAAGAAUGCCUUACUUAUGAUGAAGAAAUGGAUUACAAAACAUACCUUGAUUUCGUCUUGGCUCUGGAAAACCGCCAUGAACCUCAGUCUCUCCGAUACUUGUUUCGGAUACUUGAUAUAAAAAACCAAGGAUACUUGGAUACAUUUAGUCUAAACUACUUUUUUAGGGCAAUACAGGAACAAAUGAGUGAGCAUGAACAAAACCCCGUUUCUUUUCACGAUGUGAAGGAUGAAAUGUUUGAUAUGAUAAAACCUGUUGAUCCAACUAAAAUAACUUUGCAAGAUCUUUUAAACAGUGGACAAGGAGAGACGCUGGUAAGCAUUUUGAUUGACCUGAACGGGUUUUGGACUUACGAAAACAGAGAACAAAUGGCAGCAGAAACAGCCGAUACUUCAGGAGAUGUGUGAGAGACUGGUCAAUAUCUCAAGGUUACAAAGGAUACUAACACCAAGUUUGCUACACUGGAUAUACCUAUUGAACAGGACAUGCAUUUUUUUAGCAAUGGAUCAAACUAAACAAGAUCAAUAAAGUUGUAUUUGAAAAUA